Messenger RNA from Necator americanus (New World hookworm), 309 nucleotides. RefSeq lists its product as uncharacterized. Bases 1 to 309 code for a protein of 102 amino acids. The transcript has a single exon. The record is from RefSeq and is a predicted model, not a curated record. NCBI's taxonomy places the organism in Eukaryota, Metazoa, Nematoda, Chromadorea, Rhabditida, Ancylostomatidae.
AUGUCUAAAGUACUAAGCGAGCAACUCCAACAAGACCGCGAUAACGGUUGGACGUCAAGAGCGAUGGAGUUUGAAAAGGCACGGAAAGCCUAUGCUCUACUAAAACAGUAUAGCAGCAAAAUGAAAAGAUGUUCUCCUGUCCUGAACACUGCCAUUGGAGUAACUGCUGAUGAAACAACUCUUCCAAUUUGGAGGGAACACUUCAAGACCUUGCUGAACCGGCAAGCACAGUUGGCUCCUGAACUCGAGCAUUUUAUAGGCGCAUAUAUGCGGUUAACGAGGAGCCACCGACCGAGUAUGAGGUUCUAG